AUGGGGACUCGGGGAAGAGGGUGGCAACGUGCGGGACUGGAGGCGGGGGCGCCGAGGCUCCCGCACCACCUGCUGCCAGGUGCGGCUCCAAGGAAGACGAAUUUAGCACCGCUGCGUCCCGGGAGCAUCCGAGGCUUUGCGCUGCAAAUCCAGUGUUAUCAGUGUGAAGAGUUCCAGCUGAACAACGACUGCUCCUCCCCCGAGUUUAUAGUGAAUUGCACGGUGAAUGUUCAAGACAUGUGUCAGAAAGAAGUGAUGGAGCAAAGUGCGGGGAUCAUGUACCGCAAGUCGUGCGCAUCCUCUGCAGCCUGCCUCAUCGCCUCCGCCGGGUACCAGUCCUUCUGCUCCCCUGGGAAACUGAACUCAGUGUGCAUCAGCUGCUGCAACACCCCUCUUUGCAAUGGGCCCCGGCCCAAGAAACGAAGCAGUUCUGCCUUGGCCCUGCAGCCGGGGCUCCCCACCACCAUCCUGCUCCUGAAAUUCGCCCUCCUCUUGGCUCAUUGCUGAAGUUGGAGAUGCUCACCCUUCCUGCACUGUCCUUCAGGCCCUGGCUCCCCAAGCUUCUCCUGGGUGUCCUUGUGGGUUGGGAGGGGAGUAUAUUCAUUCUUUCAGUAACUUUGCAAAUGAAAGAGCUCAGUGUAAAACGGUUUUUGUAAGCUCUGAAUAAAUUCAGUCUGACUUUUCAGUGUGUACUUAAAGGAAGGGAAGGGGUGAGCCCAGGACUGUCCCCUCUCACCUGAGGCAAGGUCAGGCUGGCAGAAUCAGCCCCAAGAAGGCCCUUAAGCAUCCAUUUCCUUUCAUUGCCCCUCACUUCCACUCCUGUCCCUCAUAGGGGCAUAGUUUAUUUUGUCACUGUGUGUGUCAGGAUCCUGUUGCUUUCGGUGGGGGGAGCUGGGCAGCCCUCAAGGCUUCCAUACUUGACCUUCAUACUUCGUGCUCCUGAAAACCAUUCCCUGCGGCAGCGUGGGGUGGUUUCACCUCCAAGUUGGGCUCCGCUGCCUCAAGACUCAAGGGCUGGGGCUUCGCCUCAUUCUGGAAUGUACUCAAGACUACCUUGCUGGGUCUCGCAGAGGCACUGGACCGGGAAGCGAGGAAGACGAGCGGGCGGCGCGCUGAGCGGGUGCUGGCAGCGGCGGAGGCGCGCAGGUGCUUGCUGUGGUUGGCAUGCGGCAGGCUCAGGCGGCAGCGCAGCACCUGCCCAAACACCCUGCGGAACUGCUGCGACGACACGUUGUACAGGAGCGGGUUGAUGACCGAGCUCAGGUAGAAGAAGGUGUCGGAGAAGGGGAGGAGGAUCAUGUACGCCCGGAAGUAGGACUUGGUCCAGUCGUGCUUGGGUUUGGCCGCAGCCAUAAUCCUCCGCACUUGGUUAGGCAUCCAGCAGACCGCCAAGGUCACCACAAUGAGCCCUGAGCAGCCAAAACGAGAGGCCAAAACAAACAGCAUGAGAACACCACACACAGACACAAAAUAUUUAGCGCUCCAGCUCUGUGCUUACUGGCCAGGAAAAGCUACCAUUUUUUCUGUUUCACCAUUUCUUUUGCCACUAGCAGCAAAGAUUCAAACAGUGUUUCAAGGCUGGGGGAGUUGACUGUGUUACAGACCAUUAAAUGCUUUUGACUCUUGACGCAUAUCUUUUGAUGGCUGUUAAUUUUUAAAAAGUUUUCAUUGUUGUAUGAGGAAACAGAUGUAUGCGCUAUGUCCUAGCAGGUGAAACACUUUGUAUUUUAAAGAACGUCCACCUAAAGACGACCCAGUGAUAUUCCAAGACAAAUGGAAAUGGCGUCCCUUGUAACAAAGAAGCAUAUUUAGUAACACUGAUUUUGCCUUCAAUUUCAAGGGACACAAAACCGGGAAUACUAGCCUGUCACUGAGAGUUGUUUUUGAACCUAUGUCUACUAUGUGAGCUCAUCUGCAAUGCUCAUGCUCCUACCUGCAACAGCACCCUGUUUAUUUUCAGAUAUUUUUAGUUAUGCAAUCUCUUCACCCUCAUGGCGGGGGGAACAAUGAAACUAAAAAACCCCAUUAAAGUUUAGCCAGUAGUGUGCUCAUUGCCUGUGGCACUGAGCUACAGGCAAUGGCAAUGGCCUCCAAAACGACCCUGUCCUAAAGGGACACCACUCAGUGACUCUGUAAGCAGAUCAAAACUUGACUGAACGGACAUGUUUGCAUGCCCGUGUGUUUACUGUCCAACUUACAUCAUCAUCUCUAUUUCUGUGACCUCUGAUGGAGCAAAGGAGCAUUUAUCUACUGUGACACUCAAAACAUCCAAGAGAAGGAAGAUCAGGAAUCUGCAGAUAAUGCUCUUUGCUCUGAAGCCAAGACCCUAGAUAGUAAGUUCCUGGGUGGAGAGCUGGAAUCUUAAAGCUGUGUUUUGGAUUGUCAGAACUACUUCCUCCCUUUCCUAAAUUUGAUUGUUAUAAUAAGGAAAAUUCAUUCAUAUUUUGAACCUUUGUAUUUUCUAGGAAACCACAGAGAAGCGAUGGUUGGCAGUAAUCCCUUCUGCCUCUGCUCCAUGGUAAAUAUCUCAUUCAUAAAUGCUCCAGGAAAACCAGCCAUGUCUAAUGGCCAGGGUGCGCGCUCCCCCCUACACUCCCCUGAGCAUGCCUUCCCUGGUGGCUGAGCGGCCCCGGGUGUGCGCUCUGCCCCUCAGCCCAGUCCCCUGAACAAAUCCUCCACACACCCCAGAAGGUCCUGGAAACUCUGCUCCCCUGAUCAUUUCUAAGGGUUUCUCUUGUCAAACCUCAGACCACACUGGAAACACAAACUCACUUGCUAAUUUCUUCCCUUUGUGUAUGCUUCCCUUGAGAACACUCUGUAAAUCUAAAAAUAAAAUGAGCAAAGUAA
This is a messenger RNA of Suricata suricatta (meerkat), 2847 nucleotides long. RefSeq names its product LY6/PLAUR domain containing 1 (gene LYPD1). The transcript is spliced from 4 exons. Gene Ontology annotation, biological process: acetylcholine receptor signaling pathway. Gene Ontology annotation, molecular function: acetylcholine receptor inhibitor activity. The record is from RefSeq and is a predicted model, not a curated record. Lineage: Eukaryota; Metazoa; Chordata; Mammalia; Carnivora; Herpestidae. Bases 1 to 507 code for a protein of 168 amino acids.